AUGCCGUCCCACGUGCCCUCCAAACCGGAGGAUAUCGAUACCAAGUCCAUCAUCUCUUUGCAAGAAUUAGAGCCGUCGCCUGUUCGUGAUUCCCUGGACAUCGAAAGCGGCGAAUACUUUCCUAGGGCCCCCUCUCCCACGCAACAUGGAGUUGGGAUUUCAAUGCCCAAACUCGGCCUUAGUGGUCAUGGCUGGGAUUCAUGGCUGACUGGGAUUCAAAAAUACUCAACAUACCCACCUACAGCUUUCUUCAUCCUACAUCUCGCCAACACCUCUCUCAUCCCACUCGUGACUCGCUCCGUACCCGCGAGCGAAUCCUACCUUCUACUCACACGACCCAUAUAUCAGGCCCCGGGGCUAGAGCAUCUUGUCUUGACUAUUCCUAUAAUUGCGCAUAUUGCCUCAGGAAUUGCUCUCCGCAACAUUCGUGCUGCGCGUAGAGCACGUCUGUACGGCGCCGAGACUCGCGCACAGCGGAGCACGUUAUAUUUCUGGCCGCGCAUGUCUUUACAGGCACGCACGGGAUACUUUGUUACACCGCUGAUUGCAUUCCACGCAUUCGUCAACCGUGCCACACCAUUGAUCGUCGAAGGAGGAAGCUCUGGUGUGGGACUUGGAUAUAUUGCCCAUGGCUUUGCUCGGAGUCCUGUGUUCUGGAAUGUCUUUUAUUUCUUCUUUGUAACUGCCAGUGUAUGGCACUUCGUUGGUGGCUGGGCGACCUGGAUGGGCUGGAGAGUGACCACAGCGCGCAAGGAGCGUGGCCAAAAAGGCUCAUUGGAUGGUUACCUUGGGCUUACAGAAACGAAGUCAAAGAGACAGCGCAAGAUGUGGUGGGUUGUCAAUGGGAUCGCCGCCGCUGGCGCGGCCCUCUGGCUUGCAGGUGCUCUCGGUGUUGUUGGCCGUGCUGGCGAAGGCGCGGGCUGGGAGGCCAAGGGGUGGAAUGAGAUGUAUAGUCACGUCCCGGUCAUCGGGGAUUGGCUGUGA
Messenger RNA from Penicillium mononematosum, 984 nucleotides. Its product is annotated as MCP1 family protein. The transcript is spliced from 2 exons. Gene Ontology annotation, biological process: mitochondrion organization; lipid homeostasis. The record is from RefSeq and is a predicted model, not a curated record. Gene Ontology annotation, cellular component: mitochondrial outer membrane. NCBI's taxonomy places the organism in Eukaryota, Fungi, Ascomycota, Eurotiomycetes, Eurotiales, Aspergillaceae. Bases 1 to 984 code for a protein of 327 amino acids.